AUGCACGCUGCACACUCGGCACGCAAACAGCCGAAACCCCUCGACCCGUGUUCCCGCAAGGGAAAAACGGGCAGUCUGGUUAUGCGGUUCGCGCACCCCAUCCCAGGUUUAGAAGCUGCUUCAUCCGUGGCGAUGCGGGCCAAGCCUGACCCUGCACGGGGUUUUGUACUCGCGUGGGGCGCAAUGGAAAGACUCCGGCAAGCAUGGCAACAUGGGUAUUGUCGUACCAGUAGCACCAGCUGGCUGGGCGAGCAGGCCGACAUCUGA
Molecule: messenger RNA, 267 nt
Organism: Akanthomyces muscarius
Lineage: Eukaryota; Fungi; Ascomycota; Sordariomycetes; Hypocreales; Cordycipitaceae
Exons: 4
Coding region: 1-267 (88 amino acids)
Source: RefSeq, a predicted model, not a curated record